GACAAAGCCCAAAAUACCAUGGCGGCGUCUUCACUCCAAGGUCCCAUCUUCUCUCUCUACCCCUCUCUCUCUCUCUACAUUGCAGGAUUCCUAGACUUCAGGCUACUCGCCGUCCUUGUUUGCAGAGCCUUCGUCCUCCGGUUUCUUGGAUUGAGGGUUUAAAAGCGAUCCUUCUCGUAUGAAGCAAACCCUAGACUCAUAGAGUUCCAUCUACUCUCACUUACUGAGUACGCUUCGCUUCGCUUGAAAGCCGGGCUCCCUGCACUCCAUCGGCUUUGAUUCACAACGGUGUUGCUUCUCACGUCUGUGUACGAAUCAGGGAAUCGCCUUUGCUUCGCGCAAUCCAUGUUGGGAUUGUUUCUGGCGGUUGUUUUUAGUAGGGUACGGAAGUAGUUGAAAGGCAUCGCAUCGCCGUCGUUGAGCACGUCUUGAUGGGUUGUGUGCAGGGGAAGUGCUACUCUAGAUGUAGCUGCUGCUGCUGCUGUCGAUACCCGUCGUCAACCUCCUGCUCUUCCGGCCGCGACGUCUCCGUCGUCGUUGAGGUCGGGCCGAUUCAGGGUCACGUGCUAACUGGUAGCACGGUGGGCGUCGCGGCCGUUCCGUCUCAUGGCCUUUGCCUUCAGUAUUCUACUCUUACACAGCGCGGCUAUUAUCCGGACACCCCUGACCGCGAGAACCAGGACGCGGUCUGCAUCAGGACCAAUCUGCAGGGAAAUCCUAAUCUCCAUUUCUUCGGAGUUUUUGAUGGACACGGCCAGUUCGGCGAUCAAUGCGCAAAUUUUGUCAGGGAUAAACUGGUCGACCUAUUGUCUGCUGAUACCGGGCUUGUAGAUGAUCCUGUGAAAGCUUAUAAUUCAGCAUUUCUUGAAGUGAAUUCUCUUUUACAUAACAGUGAUAUAGAUGACUCCAUGAGUGGCACCACUGCUAUAACGGUUCUUGUUAGUGGUGACACGCUAUUUGUUGCAAAUGUGGGGGACUCCAGAGCUGUUGCUGGCGUUUAUGAAGGGGAUCGCUUGGUUGCUGAAAACCUUUCACACGAUCAGACUCCUUUUCGAAAGGACGAGUACGAGAGGGUGAGGCUAUGCGGGGCGAGGGUUUUGACCGUUGAUCAGGUGGAGGGGGUAAAGGAUCCUGGGAUACAGAGCUGGGGCGAUGAGGAGAAUGAUGAAGGUGAUCCGCCAAGGCUAUGGAUGCAAAAUGCCAUGUAUCCUGGAACUGCGUUCACUAGAAGUGUGGGCGACUCUACUGCUGAGAGCAUAGGGGUCAUGGCUGUUCCUGAAGUGUUGAAGGUCAAGAUCACACCGCAUCAUUUAUUCUUUGUUAUAGCAAGUGAUGGCAUCUUCGAAUUUCUGUCAAGUCAGGCUGUGGUUAAUAUGGUAAGUAGCUUCAAGGAUCCACGCGAUGCUUGCUCUGCACUUGCCGCAGAAGCAUACAAGUUAUGGUUGGAGCAUGAAAGCCGAACCGAUGAUAUCACAGUUAUUGUUGUCCACAUCAAAGACUUGUGUAACCCUGAUACUGGAGCUUCUAAUGAAACAACACAAACGAUAUUGAAAGCCUCCAUUUAUUCUGAGAAAGCGAGAGCUGAGAGAUAUUUAUCUUCUGGGACAGAAGUUAUCCAUCCACAUUCAGAGAAUUCUCCCGAGAUGCAAUCUUCUCGUGAUGCUGCACUGGAAAGGUGUCCUGCAUAUGUUGCUCCUUCUCCUGACAGCAGAUGUCCUUAGUACCGUCAUUAUACUGGCCUGUCCACAUGACAUCAACAGGCAUUCAAAGCAUCCCUUAAGGAUUAUUAGCACUGCCUGAAGCUGGGUUAGAAAGCAAUCAUUCACAGAAGAAAGCUUUACCUGUUUGUCUCUUUGCCUCCCAGGUUUCAUUCAAGACAUAUAGCAGAGGCCCUUUGAGUAAAGUCAUGAAGGUUUGGACCUGAUUGCUUGGCCAUCUUCCUCAGAAGAUAAGCGCUUUCAUUGACUGAGGUUUGGCUCUUGUAAGCUUACUUUGAAUAACAUUGUAAAUUACUUGCACUGAUUAAUAGAUUGAUGAUAAUUGUAAAGUUUAUUCCAGCAAAUUAAUGAAUAGCUGAUUGUCAAUCUCCA
Molecule: messenger RNA, 2090 nt
Organism: Dendrobium catenatum
Lineage: Eukaryota; Viridiplantae; Streptophyta; Magnoliopsida; Asparagales; Orchidaceae
Product: probable protein phosphatase 2C 35
Exons: 5
Coding region: 432-1721 (429 amino acids)
Biological process (GO): protein dephosphorylation
Cellular component (GO): nucleus; cytosol
Molecular function (GO): cation binding; protein serine/threonine phosphatase activity
Source: RefSeq, a predicted model, not a curated record